UUUUCAGGUAAAACAUGGGCACAUCAUCUGUACUUCUGAUGAUCGCCUCGUCAUUGAUUCUUCUGGAAGUUGUGAUGACGUCAUCAACAGAAGUUUCAAAGUCAAAAGAGUUGGAGAAUUUGGUGGAGGUGUUGAGGUGUUUCAAAGAUUUGAAAGAGAGUGGUCAACGGACAUACGUCACUUAUAUCGGAAGCCAAAUGCGUCUUUUUGAUGAUCGAGGUCGCGAAGUAUCGUGUGACGCAGAAAAGCAACAGGAAAUCCGCCAACGAUCCGAUCGUCGAUGCAUCUUCUCACCGAUUCAUUGCCUAUUCGAUAGACGAUUGCAAACGGCAAAACUUUUGCGAUCAGGGACCACGAAGAGACUAUUCGGAGAAAGAAGGAGGAGAUAAUCAGAUGAUGUCAAACAUGAAUUACAAUUAUAAUUAUAAUUAUACUAAUAACAAUUUGUUCAAACAAAGAAAACAGUGAUAUAUCAAACGAGAUGUGUUUUUGAAAUAAACUCCAAAAAAAGUAAA
Messenger RNA from Caenorhabditis elegans, 515 nucleotides. It is a transcript of the gene nssp-22, whose product is annotated as neuronal small secreted protein. Bases 15 to 389 code for a protein of 124 amino acids. The transcript is spliced from 3 exons. Lineage: Eukaryota; Metazoa; Nematoda; Chromadorea; Rhabditida; Rhabditidae. The record is from RefSeq and is marked reviewed.